Molecule: messenger RNA, 2616 nt
Organism: Symbiodinium sp. CCMP2456
Lineage: Eukaryota; Dinophyceae; Suessiales; Symbiodiniaceae
Source: the annotation of a GenBank genome assembly
AUGAGCACGGUUUCUGACAAGGUGCGGCCGGACUAUGUGUACUUCUCCUGGACUGCAGACAUUCCGUACGGCAGGCCUGACGUUGCGCCUGGCAGCGAGGGCCGAGUCUACAUCAGCAAGCUCAAGGUGCCCUGGAAAGGUGUACCUGUCUUGGAGGAGAGCUUUGCCUUUCAAGGCUUCGUCCGUGCCGGCGGCAUCGACAUGACAGAGGACGGCGUCCUGGGCACAAUCUGCGCCAAGUACUGGCAACCUUGGGUGGACAACAAGAACAGCCACUUGGACAAAGCGGCCAUGGUGGUGGCUGUGUGCGAAGUGAACAGCAGCACCAUGGAGCAGCACAGGUUGCCGUGGCAGAUUGGCAAGCAAUACCAGGAGACGGUCACUGCCCCAAACACAGGGAUAUGGGGCAGCUACCCCACGUCAGCAUGGUGGGCCCAGCGUUCCGCAGGCUACGGCUAUCUUCUGUAUGCCCCGGAACAACGGAUGUGGACGGCCUGGUAUGGGGCCACUGUAGAUCACCACACCGGCUAUGCCAUGCACACCUACCACCGCGAUGCACCAGGGAUCAGCGACGAGGAGUACGCAGCCUACAAGUACCCAGUGCCUCGGGACAUAGUGGAGCCCCGCCAGGAAGCAGAUGGUCCUUGGCGGGACCACCACCGCACGGGCACAGGCGAUCACCAGAAGUCGGCGGCCUGGGCAUACCACCCGCUUCUGAAGGAUAUUGGCCUUUACAAGCACGAGUAUGGCCCAGCAAGAAUGCAGCAGUAUGGCCUGGCGCAGGAGCCCAUCGGGAUGGCGCCCGCGGGUAACUUCCGGUAUGUGGGGCACCGCGGCGGCAUGGAUUUGAAGUUCCCACAAGAUGAAGGCUAUGAUUAUGGCUACGGCGACGACGACUCCGACAAAGCCUUGCAAGCCAAUGCCAUUAGGCCAUGUGGGGAGGAUUGGAUCCUGGCGUUUCCUUCUGACAAGGGCAACGUUUGCGCACAGAUCACACGGCUCGGAGAGAUCAACAUCUGGAAGGUCAUCGAUGAGGCAGUGGCGAAAAUGCCCUGUGGAGCCAGUGGUGGCAACUGUGGCGAUGGGGCACCGGGGCGCAUGCUGCGCCUGGCACCACUGGGGACUUCCGAGCAAAACCCGACAUGCGGCCCGGAAGCCCGAUUUCUUUUCGGCUACGAAAAGCCGGAUCGCACGCGCUGGCUCGUGGAACUCGAUGGUGACUGCAACGAGGUCACGGAGAAGCUGGACGUCACCAAGCACACGCACUGGCCGCUCUACCAGGACUGGACUACCACUACAGACGGUGCCGUCGUUUGGGUGACAAGCUGGCACCCUGAUGUCACGGGCAGCCACGGCCCUCCUGGCAGCCCCAAUGGAGUUUGGCCCUACAGUCCAAAGCCGCGCUUGUCCGAAGAGGCGCCCGAAGCUGGUGAGUAUCUUUAUGGAAUGACUCCUCAGGCCAUCAACAAGGCCAAGGUUACCGUCUACUAUCCAAACGGCAAGCUGGGCUCCAUGACCACCAGCGGCGCAACUUCUGCCAGCACUUCCGCUGCUGCCACCACUGCCACCACCACCACCACGACCACCACCACGACGACCACCACCACGACCACCGCCACCACGACCACCGCCGCCACCACCAGCAUGCCCACCUCAACCACCACCACCACCACCACCAAAGCCAGCACCACAGCCACCACCACAACUAGGACGUCUUCUUCCAGCCCGGUGCCCUCCACAACAGUGGAUUCAGUGUCGGCCAGUUUCCAGCCUGCCGAGGGAGGAGUGAAUCGGGUUUGUCGUGGGUCCCAUCCCAACGACAACAAUCCAAGCUACUAUUCGGCUCACAACUCCUCAUCCGUGGAGACGUGCAAGACCGCAUGUCUCGAAAAUCCUCUCUGCACUGGCAUUGAGUUUUCUGCCGGGCGCUGUGAGGUUUGGACAAGGCCGGCUGGCAUUGGCACAACGAAAAUCUUGGAGGGGUUUACUUGCCUCCGCUUUGAGCCGCCCGGUGCCUUUGCCUUCCGAGCUGUGGAUGGCGGAGAGAACCGCGCAUGUCGCGGAGCAACUCCUGGCGACAACAGCCCGUCCUACAUGAAAGUUUUGACAAAACAUCGCCUUUUCGAUUGCAAAGAAGCCUGCAUUGAAGAUGCCGAAUGUCAUGGUAUCGAAUUCUCCCCUGGAAGAUGCGAGGUGUGGACUCGGGACGGUGGCAUCCAGGCCAGCUCCGUCGUCGAAGGCUUCACCUGCCUGGCAUGUCGCGGAGCUACUCCCACAGACAACUCCGGGACUUAUUAUGAUGUAGUCGGAGACACGUCGUUGGACGCCUGCAAGUGGUCUUGUGUGGGUCGAGGCGCUGACUGCAAGGGCAUCGAGUUCUCCGCAGGCCGCUGCGAGGUGUGGAUUCGGACGCAAGGGAUUGAAGCCACCUGGCCCCUCCAGGGCUUCUCCUGCUUACGCUACGCGCCCCAUCCUCAAUCCUUACUCGCCAAGAAGUCCAAGUCCCGCAAAACAUCGUUUUUGGGCCCGUCCUUUGUGCAAACGGCCUACGCCUCUGACAAGCAGGCCGAGGUCUUCUCCUUGACGAGUGUUGAGGAGUCAUUAAACGAGCUAUAA